Molecule: messenger RNA, 367 nt
Organism: Staurois parvus
Lineage: Eukaryota; Metazoa; Chordata; Amphibia; Anura; Ranidae
Source: the annotation of a GenBank genome assembly
AUUUUAGAAAGGGGGUGCGCUUUUAAAAUUAUGGACAGUCUUGAGGCACCCCAUUUUAGAAUGGGGUGCCUCAAGACUGUCCAUAAUUUUAAAGGGUGCCUCAGGACUGUCCAUAAUUUUAAAGGGUGCCUAGGGACUGUCCAUAAUUUUAAAAGGUGCCUCGGGACUGUCCAUAAUUUUAAAGGGUGCCUCAGGACUGUCCAUAAUUUUAAAGGGUGCCUUGGGACUGUCCAUAAUUUUAAAGGGUGCCUCGGGACUGUCCAUAAUUUUAAAGGGUGCCUUGAUAAAGUCAUCAUGGAUUAUAUAGGGACUUCCAUCACGUUUGAUGUUAUACAAAAGUGGUCACAAGCAGUGUGGAUAUAAUUGU